This is a messenger RNA of Aspergillus luchuensis, 750 nucleotides long. RefSeq lists its product as uncharacterized. Bases 1 to 750 code for a protein of 249 amino acids. The transcript has 5 exons. The record is from RefSeq and is a predicted model, not a curated record. NCBI's taxonomy places the organism in Eukaryota, Fungi, Ascomycota, Eurotiomycetes, Eurotiales, Aspergillaceae. Gene Ontology annotation, cellular component: nucleus; cytoplasm.
AUGCGAUUUCUAUGCCUCCACGGCUCCAUAACCAGUGCUGAUACACUCAGUGCUCAGUUAGGGCCUUUGCAGAAAAACCUGGCGGACGAUAAUACCGCUUCAUUUUAUUGCGUGAAUGCGCCACAUGCCACAACUGCCCCUGGAGGCUACAUAGAAUAUUUUGGUCACCCACCCCACUACCGCUGGCUGAAUUACGUUGGCGUUGGUAUUGAUGCCAUCUACGACACUGUCCGCGGGGCGCGAAACAAACAACUUGGUACUCCAGAGGAUACCUUUCGAUCGCUUAUACCUCCUGAGCUUUCCUGGGUCAACUAUGAAGAUGUUCUGAGUUACAUUGAAGAGAUACUGGAGAAAAAUCCCGAUAUCGAGGGUCUCCUGGGAUACAGUGAAGGGGCGACUGUUGGGGCGGCAUAUAUCUUGCGCGAACAGAGGAGGGAGCGGGAGACCGGCCGCACGCGGCAGAUUAAGUGCGCGAUCUUUCUCGCCGGGAUCCCCCCAGUCAAAGCGGAGAAUGGAUUUAUAUUUGCCGAUGAACAAGAGGAGAUGAUCGACCUCCCCACUGUCCAUAUCGUUGGCGCAAAUGACCCUUUUAGGAUAGCCGCGGACUGUCUAUACAACAUCUGUGAUCCUGAUAGCGCUUACUUCUUUGAUACUGGCAAGGGACAUACCAUUCCACGUGGAGGGCCAGUGAUCGAUGAGUUGGGAGACACAAUUCGAGAAUUGGUUCAGAGGACAAAGGAAGGGUGUUAG